GCGGGGGCUGCUCCGGAGUCGGCAGCGGCGGCGGAGGACGCACACCUCUCCCCGCGCGCGCCGCUUGGACGCCGCCGGCACCAUGGGCUGCUGCACCGGGCGCUGCUCGCUCAUCUGCCUCUGCGCGCUGCAGCUGCUCUCAGCAUUGGAGAGGCAAAUCUUUGACUUCCUUGGCUUCCAGUGGGCACCAAUUCUUGGAAAUUUUCUACACAUAAUAGUGGUCAUAUUGGGUUUGUUUGGAACCAUUCAGUACAGACCUCGAUAUAUUGUUGUGUACACAGUAUGGACUGCCCUCUGGGUCACCUGGAAUGUGUUCAUUAUCUGCUUUUAUUUGGAAGUAGGUGGGCUCUCUAAGGAUACAGAUCUGAUGACAUUCAACAUUUCUGUACACCGGUCAUGGUGGCGGGAGCAUGGGCCUGGUUGUGUCCGAAGAGUGCUGCCUCCGUCAGCCCACGGCAUGAUGGAUGACUACACAUAUGUCUCCGUCACAGGCUGCUUUGUUGACUUCCAGUACCUAGAGGUCAUCCACAGUGCUGUCCAGAUACUACUCUCUUUGGUCGGUUUUGUGUAUGCCUGUUAUGUGAUCAGUAUUUUCAUGGAAGAAGAGGACACCUGUCGAAAUAAGUAACGGCGCUGACUCUGAAACUUGGCUGCUGAACUUGACUUAGGAAGCAAAGCACCACUGAGAGCAUGUCUCCACAUUGACACGUUUCACUUCCUCCCAGAGGACGGCCUGCGCCUCCCUACUUCCCCACAAAUCAUGGAGUUCUUUGGUCACAGCCUAUGUAUUAUUAGCAUUGUGCGCUAGAUGAGUUGUAGGUGAUUGGGUGGGUAUUUUUUAAGUCAUUUUCUUCUUAUAUGAAUACUUGUAAAUUAUUUUUAAAAAUCGGUUUUUCAUUUUUUAACAAAUUUAAUGUGAGGCAUGCAAAAUGAAAAAAUGUCAUGAAAACCUUCUACAGUCAAUUCUAAGAGAAAUACUGGGUUUUGUAUUGAAGUGUUCAGUCAAUGUUGCUGACCACUGCGGUUAUCCUAUGCCUGAUGGAGUUUGCAUUCACAGACGUUACAGGGGACUACUCAAAGUGAGGUAGAUGCUGUGACAGCUGACAAAUGGACCACAGAUCUGACUUUCAGACUGACCAUGGGUCAUUGUUUCAACACCACAGGACAAAACAUGGAGUCUUUUGUUUUCAACUUUCCAAAAUGCAGAAUAACAUUAUGUCAGUCUAAAUUUUCACAUUCAUGCGCAUUAUCUUGUUCUUCCUGUAUUCUGAAAAGUAUAUAUCAAGGGGGCAUGGCAAAGUAACAUGAUUAGUAGGACACCUUUCCUCUUUUGGAGGGUACAUAGGUAUCUCUGAUGUUCAUAUUUUCAAUUCUUUAUCCCAAUUCUGACAUUGGCAUCUGAUCAAAACAUACAGAUGUGGGAUGGGGAGACAGAAAUCACAACUGCAAUUCUGCAGUCAGGGAUAUUGCUCUUAGAUAUCCAAAAGGAGUACUAACUAGAAUUUAAAUAAAAAUUUGAAAAAAAAAAAAAGAUAUCCAAAAGGAGCUUUAAAAUGGCAUUGAAUUUUCUAUAAAUUCUUCUUAAAAAGAUAUUUAUAUUUGUUUUAUAUCAAUUUUUCUUUCUCCUGCCCCAUCCCAAUAACCAAGAAAGUAAUAUCGGAAACAUAAUUUUCCAUGGGAAAAACAUUAUAGUUUUUCCUUUCAUAUAUUUCAAUUACUAUUUCCUAUAUCAAAAUAAGUCUUGCUCACUUUGUACAGCAACCAACAUGAGGCCCACCCAUUGGCCACGAUAUUGUGUACAUGUGCCUAUAUAAUCCAAAAGUUGUUAGUUUGGCCCAUGCAUCUCUAAGAAGUCAAUCUGUAAAUUAUCGAAAGUCAUAUGCAAAAUUUUUUUUCAUAUGCAAAAUUUUUAUGUGUAUAGAGAUUUUUUUUUUUUGGAGUCCGUAUAUUUUAUGAGACUCUGAAGAAUCAGAACUAAUACAACAAAGUCUGCCCUGGUUCCUCCCAGUUCAUGACAACCACCGUGGACAUUCUAGUGGCUCAUUUUAGUCCCUAGCCUUUCGAUUGUGCCCCCUCAGUCCGGUGAUGCACACUGAAACCCAUCAUUUUUCAUUCUACUGAAAAAACCCAAAUUCAAAAGAAGAGGAGUUCAUAGGGAAGCUCAUAGAUGGUCAAAUCCAAGCCACCAUUGCACAGUUGAGGGAUCUGAAACCUAGGGGAUUUGGUGGACUUGUCCAGAGUCCUGUGUGUAUACAGAGUGGCAAGAGCUAUGGCCAAAGGAAAGAGAAUUAAAGGGCAAAUGGUAGGGUUUGUGUCCCAGGCCCACCACUGUGGCUUUUGACAGUGCUGGACAUCUUGGCCUUGGAAUUUUACUCAUCUGUAAGGCAGAACUAUAAUCCCUCCCAAGAGAAAGGUGAGAAUCAGGUAAAAUGUAAAAUGUAUCCAGUCGACUGUGAAGCAUUCCACCAAUUGAAAGAGGCAGUUAUUAUCGUAAUAUCAGAACAAGUUGGACCCUGUCUGGAGCUCUUGCUGUACAGCCAAGUGUUAUGAAAACACCAAACUCUUCUAAGUUUUCUAAAAAGUAGCUUGAAAAAAAAUUGCCAUGUUCAAAUAAUUAGAAAUAAUGAAUACUAAAAAAUUUCAUUUCCUAAUUUAAAAAUAACAUUUAUAUUUCAAGGUUAAUACAUAUUAUUAUUAUGGAUGAAGCUAAUAGAAUAUCAAAAACAGAAAGCCAGUAAGACUAGAAUAAAACCAAUACAUGAGUAUUUUAAUUUGUCAUUUCAUUGCCCCCCCACACACACAUACACACAUGCGCACAAACAAAACGCAGUUAACAUUUCACAAAGUAGCACCAUACUAACUUUUCUUGCUGUAUUAUCUUGGUGUAAAUGUGUACAUACUGCUAAGAUGCACUGGAGAGUCCUAGACCUUGUGUAACUGCCAGUGACAGAUUUGAGGAGGAGAUCAUUACACUAGUGAUUUUUCUAUAGAUUUUCAAUAUAGGUAACUGCUUAAUAUGGGAUCCCAGCAAUCCAUAAUGAUCAUUCUAGAGUUCCAGAGAAUUUACCUUUCAUCAGAGACAGCUUAGAUCGAUCUCCUCUCCUUCCCACUUUUCUUCUCCCUACCUCACCCCUCUCCUGGCUGCCCCUUAGAGGUCCUGCUCCCCUAUGACAAAGGGAUGAAAAGAAGUGCUGAGCUUUACAGUAACACUCAGCAGUCAUCCUUGAUCUGGGUCUUUGCACACACUGCUGUCAUGGUCACUGCUCCUUAGGAGGGAGUGCCUCCAGUUCUUGCAGUUUUUGCCUCCUGUUGUAGGAGAUCCAUCCAGCACUGUGCAUUAUGCAGUGGGGCUUUCAACAGACCUGUUCAGUAUGUUCUCCAUUCGUGCCAAAUCUUGGCAUCUCCAUAUGCAACAUGUGUCCAGAGUAAGGGAACAUGAAUGUGUCCCUGAGCAUGCACUCAUUUGCCGGAGUCUCAGCAGCCUGAGAGAUGGUGCAGCUCUAGGUUCAAGAGUGGACCUGGCAAAGCUAAAGAUAGGAUGUCCACUGCCCAUUAGCCCCUAGUGCUGACUGGAAUGCAGAAGGGGAGAGUUAAAACCAAUGUUUUUUUUUUCUUCUUCUUCUUUGAACAAUCUUGGUAUUGUGUCAUAUAAAACCUUGGUGAACCCUACCCCAGGCUGUAUCUUCUAUCGUGUCCAUGACUUAUCCUUUUGCUGGCAUUGUGUGUCCACAGGCACCUGGGAUGCUUUCCAGCCUUCCUUCUAUUCGUUUCAGCUUCCAGCUAUAUUUCAUGACUGCAAAAGAGGAGUUAAAGAGCAUGUAGCCUGUUAGAGAAUUCCCAGGAGACAGAAUACAUCUUGAGGCAUAGAACCAUCUACGUCAGACAAAUCUCAAACAUCUCUUAGGAAAAGCUCUAAGCUAAUAUAUCCUCAAGUAUCUUAAACCUUUAACCUGCCCUAUAACGUGAGGGUAUGUGUCCCUAAAACAAAAACUUAAGUUCCUAUCACUUGAAAACUCGGAGGCUUUUGACUUACUUUUCUUGAAGAUAACUUGACACCUUGCCCUAGCAAAAUAUUGACUUCUUUCUCUCUUUCCUUCAGCAAAAUAAGUGCUGCUAUUUCCUAUAGACCUCACUAAGGAAGGUAGCCAGCUUCAAGAGGCUGGAUCUAACAAAAUAGAGCAAGGCUGUCAUUUGUCUCACUUAAUGAAUGGGACACUCAUGAUUGAGAAGAAUUUGUGUUCCCUAGAACACCAGCUAAAAUGUGCGUUGCAAAGCUGAGGAAAACCAUCGUGACUCUGCUAAAUUGAGAAGCAAAUAAAAACCAAAAUUGCACUUUUCAAUCUUCGUAAAUUAGAAAGGAAGCUUGCCGAAAAUAAACAUCUUCGUUUUAGACCUAAUUUAAAAAUUUAUACUAUCCCAAAAUGUGGACUCAGUAGGGAGUGAAUAUUUUGGCUUCUCCUUUCUGAGUCACCUUAGUAUGUAACUAGGAGAACUUUUACAGUUGAUUAGAAUUCAAAUGUUCUAACUUGACAUUUUAGCUCAAGGUAGGAGCUGCUUUCAGGGGAUAACUGAAUUAAGCAGGAAAAAAUACAAAUAAUUGAUCUUUUUAAACUUAGAAACCUUGAAUGUCUGUUUCUCUUGUUUCCUUCCCAUUUAGGAGUCAUCUGUAACCUUUGCCGGAUAGGUUUGUGAAAGUGUCUGUUAAACCUGCUGAAAUAUUCAUGAUAAACAGGCCCACAACCUAAGAAUGUUAUGUCCAAAAGUAGAACUGAAAAAAGAAACCACUGCUCGUAUGACUGCAUAAUGUACAAUGCAGAAUUGGGGCAGGUAUAUUUUAAUUGUUAGAGGAAAGUAUUUAUUAAUAAAGAAUUCUCCAAAAAACAAAAUUCUCAAAAAUUUUAAAAUUUGUAGGCAGCUUCUCUCUUUUCAUCCUAAAGAAGCUUAAUUUCUUUAUUGAGGACUAAGGUGGGGGGAAGGGGGAGAGGCAGGGAGCCAUUUCUAGAAAGUGGAUAAGCUUUCUUAAGUAUCAAUAUUUCUAGAAAAAUUUGGUGUCAGAUGAAAAACUAAUCAUUUUCCUUGGGCCUGCAAGCAUAUAAAAGACAAGAAUCAUGUUAAAUGCUAAACAUUUUAAAACUAUGAAAUAUUCAAAGAAUCUAAAAUAUGCUUUGGUUUGAACUUGAGAGUUAAAUUAAGUAAAAAGAAGAAAAAGAAAUGAGGUAGGAGAGAGAAAAGAGAUGUAGGAAAGGGGAAAAGAAAGGGAGGGAGAAAGGAAAGAAGGAAGAAUCCAAAAUUGAAAGUCUACCUAAUUUGAAUGUGGAGAUGUCAGUCCUUCACUUAGAGUUCUUGUGCUCCUUUCUUUGACUAAAAACAUGGAACCAUUUUCUGUCAAGGGCAUGCUUUUUCUUUCCUCUCCAGAGUUAGGUUUUUGUUUUGUUUUGCUUUGUUUUAAACAGUUGGAAGAAACCAAUGAUCUUUCUAGCUAUUCUCAUAGAACUUGCUUUGGCAGGUAAACUUGUCAGUCUAUAAUAGUUAGGAUUAGAUUUACCUACAGAAGAGAGAAAGAAAUAAAAGAAAAGAAAAGAAAAGAAAGAAAGAAAGAAAGAAAGAAAGAAAGAAAGAAGGAAAGAAGGAAAGAAAGAGAAAGAACGAAUGAACAGUGGCUUAAACAAGAUGGAGGUCUAGACCUCUUCAUAUUUCAAAAUUCUAGAAAUAGUCAGCAAAGAGCUGGACUUGGAUUCCCUAGAGAUGAGGACCCAGGUUCUUUCUUCUUUUUCAUUAUGUGUCCUGCCAUUCUCAAGCUCUAACACAAUUCAAGAUGGCUGCCAAAGUGCCAGCCAUUGCUUUUGUAUUCCAGCCAAAAAGAAAAAAGGGACAGAGAAAGGUGCUUCUUUCAUUUAAGGACAUGUCUCAGAAGCUGUACAUACUACUUCUGCUUACAUCCCAUUAGCUAAAACUUGGUCCACCCUAAAUUUAACUGCAAGGAAAGCUGGGAAUUAUAGUCUUUAAUCUUGGUAGCCUAGUACCCAUCUAAAUUUAGGGGCUUCUUUCUUAUUAAGGAAGGGAAAUAUGUAUUGAAGAAUGUUUAGCAGUCUCUGCCAUACAAUUCAUAUUAGUUUGCAUGAUUUUUUAGAAUAAUGUUUUCAUUUAACUAUAAUACAUAAUUGAAAAAAUACAUCAAUUCUGUGAGAAAAUAAUCAUUGACUCUUGAAAUGAGAAUUUCUACCUCAUCUUUCUACCUUUCUUCCUAGAAAGAAAAAAUAAAUAAAUCUAUGACCCAAGAUCCUUCUAUGUUUUCCACAAUUCUUCAGAGUUGUGAAGCUUUCCUUUCCUGGAAAUUAAAUUUUAGCUUUCCUUUCCUGGAAAUUAAAUUUAAAAUUCAAGAGCCAAUCUGAUGUUUUGCUUGGUCCUCAGUAUUGUGCUACAAAAAUAAAUUUUUUCUCCUAUGGUUAUAACUCUUCAACUACUUUAUUUUAGCAGCAUCUUUUCUUCUAAUUGAUUAGCAGUGUCAUUAUUUUCUUUUUAUUCAAUUCAACAAAUUUGUGUGGACAUUGAUGCUUAGGAAGGUGGGGCAGGAUAUAUAGAUGGAAAGUAUAUAAUCCUUUUCUUGUUAUUUUCUCUCAGUAAAAGUUAGGCCUGUGUUUUCCCUUCAUCUGUUUUUCAAGAACAUAUUGGCUACCGUGGAAUGAGUAUUUUAAACUACUUGAUAGUCUUUUACUCUAAGAGAAACUACAAUUGAGGGAAAUCAUAAAAAUUUUGUAAUUACAUUUUAUCAAACAUCUCUCCUAGGCUGGGUGGGGGUAGGGGCAGAAAGAGACAGAAAAACAGAGACAGAGAAACCUUCAUACUAUUUAUUAAUACUACGAGGUGAUUUCACUCACUGAAAAGUGUUAUAUUCUCCUAAUAUCCAGUGACUGCAAAUUGGCAGCCAUCACUAAUGAUUGAGGGAUUAGUUGAGUUAGGCACAUUGUACACCCGCAUCCACCCACAAACUUGAACACCCGAGUGUAUCCUUUUCUAAACAAUCACUUUGCUAAAAUGUGCCAUGUGACCCAAAUCCCUUAACAACAAAUAACAUAAGGUCAUUUUAAGGAUUGAACGUUAAAAGAAAUAAGAUGCCUAGAGCAAGAAACAAGAUGCCUGGUGCAGGAUCCAGUUGUAGAAUAGAAGGACCCCAGUGACUCCUUUGCUCAGUUUACAGAUGAGGAGACAGGCUGAUAGCUGCAGUGGCUUGUCCCAUGUCCCUUUGGGUCUGCUAUGCAAGCUCUCAGCCCAGCCUUCUUUACUCUCUCGUUGGUGGACUCCAGCUGUCACAGGUCCUGACUAACUAGGCAUGGGCUGUUGAUUGCAGUCUGAUGAUUUUUUUCACCUUGUCUUCAGGGCUCAGGACAGCUGAGGAAGACACCUGCUGUUGGCUCCUCCCCCACCACCUUCCCUCUGCUUGGAUCUGAGCAUCAGAAAGUCCCCCGCUGAUUGGCUUUCAUCUUGCCAUUUUGUCUUCUCAGGACAAACAAAAAAUCCCAGAUCUCAGAUCACUGCUGAUUGCUUCCCAAAAAACAGAACAGCGCAGUAUUUCCGGCCUUCUCCUUUCUUUACUUAUGGUUUAAACAUCUGACCUUAUCAAGUCUUCUCAUGAUUUUUGGUCAUCCAGCAAAACCACUGGUGUCAGUGUCUUCUAAAGACUUUUGUUCAUGAGGAAGUGAUUUUGCAAAUAAUUGCUUGAAGUUGCUUUUUAACUGCCUCACAUAGUUUCACUUCUUUUAAGCCUCAUUCUUACAAGAGAAUUGCUCUCUUUCUCUGCUGGCUUCUUAAAUCUAUUUCAAACCUCAAAUAGCAGACAUUGAAUGCAGUUUUACAAAAUAGUUUACUUGGGUCCCCUAUGUAAUAUGAAACCAAGAGCCUAGUCAUGGUGAUUAUUCCUAUUGCAUUCAGAUAAUGAUGAUACAAAUAGAGUAUUAUAAGUGUGACUGUUAAUCAGCCUUCCCAUUCCUUCAGCAGAACUUGCCUUGUGCUGUGAGCCUUCUCUUUAUACUGUCUAGUGUUUUUAUAAUUAUAAACUGUCACAUUUAACCCAUUUAUUAACCCAUUAUUAACUGUCACAAUUAACCCAAUAAUUUACAUUAGUUAGUUAAAUAUUUAACCCUAAAUAUUUAUUUAGGUUCUUCUGUGGCUCUUCACUUUUGCCAUCACUCUAAGUAAAAAAAGAGUUUCCUGCGCAAGACAUUUUUAGGCAAAAUAUAAUGUAUGGAGCACCAAGUUCAAUAACUUUAGAGAAUGAAAUUUAGGACAAUUCGUGUGGCAUACUUACGUUGUUUUUAUAAGCCAGGCAAAGCUCAUUAAUUCCAUUUUAUUCAUUAUUUUUAAACCACUUGUUUAGUGUAGUGAAUUUUUUUAAAAAAUCAAUUAAUUGAUCUUUGGAUUUUUAAAAUAUCACAGAGGAAGGCUAUCGGUUACAGAACACAAAUAUCUAAAGUUCAUCCAAAAAUCGAAAUUUCCUGGCCCUUUGUAAAUUUUUUUUUUUUUUUUUUAUGCUCCCAGGCUUUGCUCUAAAGUCUCUGAGCUUGAGUCACAUUGGUCCCAUUAAUCUUUGUCAAGAAGGAAGUUUGGAGGGAGGGUUGAAAAGGCCAACCCCAGAUCCUGUUUUAUUCUUUCUUCAUUUGUUUCAGGGCCCAUGGCCAUCAGCCCUCCUUGAUUUUAUUCUGCCUGAGUUUCACAUUUUCAUAGGUAUAAAUAUGGGGCUGCAUGAUAAUUACUACCCCUUAAAAAAAUGGAGAGUUUUCAUUAAAGUUUUCCUGCAAAUCUAAGAUGCCAUGUGAUAAAUGCUAGCAGCACAGAGUACUAUUAGCCCGCAUGGUAACUGUAGGCAAGACUAGGUCGUGUUCUCAUUUAAAGACAUAGAUAUUUCAAUUUCGUCCUGCCUGACUCAAAGGGAAUUUGGGUGUUAACACUUCAAAAUACUUUUAAGUCCUUAGGGAGAAAAUCCAAAGUGAAAAGUAUUAAUUUCCAAUUCAGUUCCUAAAGCAAAAUGCCUGCCUCAGAAUAACAAAGUUAUUUCUUAUCCUGUGGCAGAAACGUAUAGGUGAGAACUCCCACUGAGACCUCCCAUCUGAACACACUAAGGAAUUUCUGCCAUUGUAGGUAAAGAGACAGAAAAAAAAAAAAAAAAAACUGGCUUCUCAGUUGUGCUUACCUUUCAAAUUUUUCUAAGACUCCCUUUAUGUGACAAGAACUCUGCCAACAGGCAACCUCAUCUAUCCACAACAGAACAGAGAACCGAGAAACAAAUGAAAAAGCUUUCUAUCCCUGUAAAUGUUGUAAAAUCCACAUUCUACAACUCCUGCGUUUUUUUUUUUCUGUAGAAAAAAAAGCAUUUAUUUAAAUCCUAGUUACUCCUAAUUUAUACACAAGUCUAAUUACCUUAAAGUCCUAGUUUUCGACCACAUUUCGACAACUGAAUUGUAAGCCUAAAAUUACAAAGGGAGCUAUGUAUAAAAUAAGCAGAAGUAGUGAAAGUCAUAUAAUAUACUCUGUCUCAAAGAACAGACACAGAACACUAAUAUAAAAAUCUAUAGCACAGUUGUCUGGGGAUAUUGAAGGUGAGAAUGAAUACACUUAGCAGAGUCUGUGGACUGUUGACAUUGCAUUGCUUCAGGGAGCAGCUUUUUAUUCAUACAAUGAUCCAUAUGAUAUUUUUAUCUUAUCAAUAAAAAUAUUUAUUGGGAAUUAGGAACGGGAAUGCCUUACUCAAGAUACUUUCAUCUGUCCUAAAAUUAUAUUAUUCACUUUUAUUUAAGUAUGACAAUUUACUGUCAUCUCCUGCAAAAGUUUUCAGAUAAUCAUAUGAAUCUCCAGUGUCUACAGUUUGAGUAGGAGCCCUUGACACCUGGCACUGCUGUGCCCUGCCUGACCUGCACAUUAUAUGCUGGCCUUGGUGGUCAAUACAGUCUUUUCUAAUAAUUAGGUAUGUAAAUUUCACUUUAGAAAACUCAUGAUUCAAAUGCUUAAAAUUAAGAUGCUUGGGUAUUAAAACGGUUAAAAUAACUGUCAUACCAAAGACAUUCCCUGAAUGUCCUAUGUAGGAGCCAUGUGCUAGUAAGAAGACAUCUCUGGUGGGGAAAAAAAAAAAGAAUAGAUUUUCAAGAUUGUGGGCCUUGGUAUUAGCUCUCUGGAAUGUUCCCCUUUGAUAAAUUUUCCUCCACCUUACAGUUGCCGAAUUAUUUCUUCUGGUAGAAGGCCUUGAUUUCUUUUUCAGUUGCAAAGAUCUCAACGUCCUGGGAUAUUUCAGAGAAAAAGGAAGUCUUUGAAGAAAGCGUGAAUGUGGCACCCCUUUUUCCAUGGGAAGUAGUUCUCCUGCCCACAUUCAUCAAAACAAACUUGCUUCCUGGUGCGUUCUUGGCCUAUCAGCAUUCCAAAAUAGGAAAUCUCUCUUUGAUAGUGGCAGCAUAUAUCAAACUGGGGUGUGUAGUUUCUUCUUCUUUCUUGGAUAAUUCCGAUCUGCUCUUUGGUGUGUAGAACUGACAGGACUCAAAAGCUACCACUGGUCUUGAAGUUUCUCUGCAGGUUGUUGCCAUACUAGCAUCGGGUACACCAGCUACGUGGGUAAGACAGGAUGAGAUGACCUCCUUCACUCUGCCCCACGUGCCAGUACCCACUGAUGGCAACCUAUGGCUGCUGCUUCUUUCUUUCACAUCACCCCAGCUGAUCACUUUCUAUAUGUGAGGUGUGCAGGCACUAGCCACUGGCACAUAAAAUCAUAACGGAGAGUUUUCCAGCUAGCAGCCUACAAUCCAGUUGUCAAGAGGUGUAUUAACCACACAGUCCUAAAUCAAUGCCCGCUAGGGCUCGGCACAGAAGGGCCCUCAUGGGAGAUGCUGGGGCUUUCCUUCUUCUGAAUCGAAAGUCCCAGCAAUUGCAAGAGGAAGGAGAACCCAUUCACAACCUUCCUCUCUCUCUCCCUGUGUUUCAAAAAAAUACUUAGUGAGCACCUACUUUGUGUAGGAAGCUGGGAAUCACCAAUAAAUCAAAUACACAUCUUUGCCUUGAGAAGUUUACAGAAGAAAUCCAAAUAGCUUACAGGUGGUCAGUAAAUUGCUUUCCUUGGGUCCAGGUUCUGGAAGGGACAUCUAUUCACUCUAUGAUCUUGAGAUCUCACUAGGCCGUAGAUGGUCCUCGUUCAUUUAGGCAAGCAUGUACCAUAUUUUUUGUUGUGACUUUAUGAAAGAACACAUUGACAAAAUGAGCCUCUUAUGGCUCAGGACCUGAAUAACAAAUGCCAGAACUGCAGGCACUCAUGUCCCACAAACCGAAGCAAAGUUGAAGGACCUCUGGAUUUCUAUGAAAGGUAGCAAGUCUACAGCUCCUAGCUAUCAACAGCAAUUGUGGUCACUAUUUGCUUAAGUGAGAUCCACAGACAUUUUCUUGUUACAUCUGGGGUGAUCUGAGAGUGGUGCCCUAGGGGCUUAUUCGAUGGGUCAGUGUUUAAAUAAAAACCAGGCCAGACAGAUAAGGGAAGUCACUAAAAGAGCAAAAGCAAUGCUAAAUGCCGUCCCCAUGCAUAAUUAGAUUAUGCAACACAUGGCUCUUUCUUAACUAUUGUUUCUAGCUAGAUGUCAUUAUUAUUUUACUACAACUACUGCUGCUGCUGCUACUACUACUACGACUACUACUACUACUACUACUACUACUACUACUACUACUACUACACUACUACCAUUGAAAGCACAGUAGCAGUAUUUAAUUGAUAAGAAUGUCUCUUUGUUGCUGUGACCAAUGGUAGAAAGUUUGCUCUCACAUUUGAAAUUCCAACUCUGCCAUCUUGUGGAAAACAAUUGGAAGUACCUAAAGCUUUUCCUUCUAUUUCAAAGGCCAGGACCUGCUGGUUAAGAAAACAGGAAGACAGGACAUUGCACCUCCUAUUUCUACAUAUUUUUAACCUUUAACAUUUUUACCAGCAGAAGUCAUUAAAAAAAAGAAGUUUCUGUCUUGAACAAUUCUUAGAUGGCUUGCCAACCUAGAUGUGUCUCAAUCUUGACACUGCAACUUAAUGUAAAAAUCUUGAAUGAUAUUUUGUACCAAUAUGAAUUUCUACUGCCCCCAACACUGUGUGGUGACUUCACUGUAAAUUAACUUCUUUUCUACAGCUUUUUGAGCUACCAGGUGAAUUAACUGAAAAAGUUGAAUCCUGUUAGGAACCAAUCCUAGAUGACAUUGGUAGCCUGUGAAAAAUGAAUGUCUUUUUUCUUAUAUAAACUGGUAACAAGACUUGUUUUCACAAUUCCUUUUUACAUUUUUGUGCAUAUAAUACCUGUAUAUUAUACUCAUAUUCUAAAGUGACCAGAAAGUGUUAUUUAAUAGAAACUACAUACAUUUUUUAUGUCUCUAUAGACCCUUUGAUUCUGGGUACAUUUACAAUAAGUUAGCAGUAAAAUAGACUAUUCUUUUCAAGUAUGAAU
This is a messenger RNA of Canis lupus familiaris (dog), 12449 nucleotides long. RefSeq names its product sodium/potassium transporting ATPase interacting 3 (gene NKAIN3). Lineage: Eukaryota; Metazoa; Chordata; Mammalia; Carnivora; Canidae. The record is from RefSeq and is a predicted model, not a curated record. The coding region runs from base 83 to 628 and encodes 181 amino acids. Gene Ontology annotation, biological process: regulation of sodium ion transport. The transcript has 6 exons.